Molecule: messenger RNA, 2187 nt
Organism: Lepisosteus oculatus (spotted gar)
Lineage: Eukaryota; Metazoa; Chordata; Actinopteri; Semionotiformes; Lepisosteidae
Product: dendritic cell-specific transmembrane protein
Cellular component (GO): membrane
Source: RefSeq, a predicted model, not a curated record
GCUUGAUAACGGUGAGAGCUCUAGAACUUUGUUCAUUUGUACUAAGAAAAUUACUGAAAUAGCAGAGUUUAAUCCUCGGAGAAGAAAAUGCCACUCAAAACUGCAAUAUCUCAAACCUGGGCCAUCAUAGUGGACUUGUACACAUCCAGUAACAGGCCAGACUGGAGAAACAACCGCCUUCUUUUCAUUACUUGUUUAGUAUUAGGCUUUACCUUUGGGUCUCUGCUCUUUGUAGGCUUAUAUUAUUCCUUAGCAUAUGGAAGCGUUGUCUCUGGGACUGUUUCUGGUAUGGCUGCUGUGAUUGUGACAGGAGCUUUGUUUUGCUCCAAGCGGGUUCGUUGUUUCAGUGUGUUAUUUUUGCUUUCUUGCGGCAUGCAGGAAGGGAGGAACUUCCUCAUUACAGCUGGGACUGGCCUGGUCAUUUAUUGGAAUGUUAAAAACACUUUUCAAAACCUACAGGGCCUGGCCAGCAGCAUGGUCUGCAACUUGGAAAAAAGGAGGAUCUCCAUUAAAGUGACUCCCAUUGACAAUUACAUAAAACUCCUGAAAUGGGUUGGUGAGCAAGUUAAAGGGUUAGGCGAUUUUGUAGUUGUGAAGUUUGACUCUAAAUUAGAAGUAAGUCAGAGAAUUUCAUCUGAUGAGGCACUGGAAGAAAAGCUUAGAGAGGCAAAGCAGCAACUGAACGCCACUGCAGAAACAAUGAGUGGAAUCCUGAACACUGUGUCCUCUGUAAGCCAGAAAGUUCUGCCUGCCGUUGGGAUCAUUUUUGUUGUGUUUUGUACUGUGCUGUUCCUGAGAAAAUACUUCCAUAGUAAGAAAUUCAAGAACAUUUUUAUCACAAGGAAGUUUAUUCUCUUUGAUGAGAAGCAAAAAGCCACCGGAAAGCCUAAUGUUCUUCCCCUCACAAAGAAGGAAAGCAAACAGUACAUUGCCAUCCCUUCAUCCCACUUAACAGUCAAAGAAUGGAAAGCCAUGGGGACUUUCAUCAUUCCAGUUAUAACCCAUGUGUCAGCCUGGGCUUUAUUCAUAGGAGUUGAUUCACUGCUGUACUGGCUCAUUUUGACAAUUGGCAAACACCUCCAGAAUAUUGAGCCAUUUGAGGUUCCUUUAAAAAUGUCUGUAGACAAAGGAAGCACAAUUAUUGUUAUCAAGACUGGCUCUACCAGUGAAGAGAAUGAUUUUUCCUACUCCGUUCCUUUGAUUGAAAAAGACUGCAUUCCUAAACCCGAGCUCUUGCUCUACAAUUCAGUGGCUCCUCUCCUGGUAAUCAUCACCAUUCUGAUCUUGCUUGGCUUGUUGUCAGCCAAGCUAAUUCAGCUGAAAAUCCUGGUGUCUUCACUGUUCUAUCCUGACAAUGCUGAUGAGAGAGUUCAGUAUUUACAUGACAAAAUUCUCAGAAAGAGAUCAAAGAAGAGAUUAUGUGCAGUGAAAAGCACAGUGGUUGCACUUGCUAAAAAGAAAAGUUUCUGGUUCCCAAUAUUCUACCAGAACCAGGAGGAUGACACCAUUAUCUUAACCUGAAUGUUAAAAAAAAAUAAAAUGACCGGAGAGCACUGAAGGAAAAUCAACCAUAAUAUUCCUUCCAUUGUAAGAAAUAUUACAGUACAAUUCUCUAUUCUCUCUUCCUUAUGAAUGACAUUUUCAAAUAUGGGCACACAUAUUUAUGUACUCUAAAACAAGUGAAAUGUACUGUAUGUACAUAUGCAUUUUACAAUUAUUUUUAUCAUAUACAGGUAUUUAUUAUCAGAACAAAUAAGUAGGUUUAACAUAGUCGAGCAGAAUUGUGAGGUGUACUCUUACUCUCCAUCUUUUGAUCUUGUAAAUCAAAGCAUUGACUUAUCUGGUGACAAAAUAAGUGUACAAAAAAACAAUUUCCUUCCACAUUGUCAUUUUGUACAUGCGUGAGUCACACUUUGCGUUUCAAUACACAAUCUUGAAGAUGUAACACUGCUUGCAGUGAAGCAUACAUUUCGAAAGGUAAAGCAAAAUACUCCAUAGGCCAGUCAUCUUUGAAGGUUUAUACUUUUUUACCAAACAGGCUUUUAUGAAGUUUUUUUUUUUAAUAACAAUGACAACUAUACAUUAUAUAUUUUUUUAAAGUAUGCAGAAUUUUAUUUUAAAUCAGUUUCUGAUUUGUUGUUCAAUGUAGCAAAGCUGUUUAAGAUUAAAGAGCCUGCAAAAUUGUGA